Molecule: messenger RNA, 663 nt
Organism: Besnoitia besnoiti
Lineage: Eukaryota; Apicomplexa; Conoidasida; Eucoccidiorida; Sarcocystidae
Exons: 3
Coding region: 1-663 (220 amino acids)
Source: RefSeq, a predicted model, not a curated record
AUGCUGCUGCGCGCGACAGGCGCCUGUCCUGACCGCGAAGAUGGAGGCGCAGCGACCACGGAGCCUGCGCCGAGUGUCUCUGCCUGCGCACCUUCCGCGGCGACCGCCGAGGAGCCCAAGGGCCUCGGGCGCCUCGCGGAGACAAACGAGGCUACCGGGCGGCCGGAAGGCCCAAACCACGCAAACACAGAGGCGAGCCGCGACGCAGAGAAGAGCGGAGACAUCCGCCAGAUCGCUGCGCAGCUCGGCGUGGACUUACAUGCCUUCUCGGGCGGCGUCCUUCAUGUCCUCGACCGCGACAGCCUCAGCAGAAUGACCGACGAGGCGAUUGUCCAGCGCGUGCUCGAUCUGCAGACGCUUCUCACCGAUUUGACCUACCAAGUGGAGGCAGCUCGCGUCUCGAAUUUGGCGCUUCAGCGCGAAAAUGACACACUGCGGGCCUCGCUCGCCUCGCUGCAGUCGCAGGCCGAGGAGGCGCGGCUGUCGCGCCCGUACGCGCAAGAGAAGGCCUCAGCCGCUGCAGCAGUGUCUGCGGCGUGUCAGGCGCAGUUUAGGGUCGCUGAGCUGCGAGCUGCUGCCGCGACGAGCGACGCCCCGCGCCCUGGCGCCCUCGUGGCGGCGAAGGCGCUCGCCGCAGCGGAGAGUGACAACGAGGCCUUGUAA